CAGACGCAGCACAUUCCUCCAGGACGGGUACACUAUACAAUAACACCAAUUAACGAGGCUAGAGCUUCUGACUUGCAGGUUCUUCGAGGUGCAGGCUAUACUGGUCGCCAUCAGAGACCAGAGCGUCCUAUGGUGAGAGGGCGAUUGUGUGAGUUCUGUACCCAGCACAGCACAGCAGAGGUUGUCCAGAGCUCAUGGGCUGGACUCUCUGCUGCGUAACCCGGAAGAGGAGAUGUUUGCGCUCUGGUCAGAGAUGUAGGAUAGUGCCGAGAUGCAGACAACGACAACUACUACUUCCUACAACUUUCUACCCACUACAUCUUGAUUCUCAUCUAUCUUCAGAUGUCACCGGUCUUCUUCUCUCGGGGUUCCUUCCCUAUACUCUCACAUUGUGUACAUUGCUCAUCAUCUCCAUUCUCUUAAUUACAGAUGGGCCAUAUCUCGCAGCGGUAAUGAUAUAGCGGUCGAACAGCUGCAAAAGAAGUAUAUAUCAUUG
Molecule: messenger RNA, 496 nt
Organism: Aspergillus alliaceus
Lineage: Eukaryota; Fungi; Ascomycota; Eurotiomycetes; Eurotiales; Aspergillaceae
Exons: 1
Coding region: 195-461 (88 amino acids)
Source: RefSeq, a predicted model, not a curated record